UUAGAGCGUGAAUUUGAAGGUUGCCGAUGGAGUUCGCAUUCGCUUCAGCGCUCUCUAUCCCCUCGCCGGCAUCGUCACCGCCGGUGCGGCGCCUCCGACUCUUCAAGCCGCAUCCCCGACCUUCUCUUGUGGUUCUUGCUGCCUUUGCCACUCCGGAUGCAGAGCUGGAGAACAAGAAGCAUGCGCUCCUACGAGAAGUGCAGGACACGCAGCGCGGGCUCGUGACAACGGCUGAUCAACGCGUCUCCAUCCAAGAAGCCUUAAUCUCGGUUGAAGCCUAUGGUGCUGGCGCUGCCAUCGACCUGGCGAAGUUGGAUGGCACUUGGCGCUUGAAUUACAGCUCCGCUUCUGAUGUCGUCGUGCUCUUCGAGGCUGCCGACCGCCUUCCCUUCCUGCAGGUUGGUCAAAUUUUCCAGAAGUUUGAAUGCCGGGAUGGAGCUGAUAGAGGGAUUGUAAGGAAUGUAGUUCGAUGGAGCAUCCCUGCCUUUUUGGAGGAACAAGAAGGCGCCACAUUAGUGGUUUCAGCAAAAUUUUCUGUUCUUUCUAAGCGGCACAUAUAUCUUCAAUUCGAAGAAAUUGCUAUUGAAAAUAUAAAAAUCAGUGAAGAACUACAGGCAUUAAUUGCUCCAGCCAUUAUUCCUCGAUCAUUUUUGAGCCUACAGAUCUUGCAGUUCCUUAGAACAUUUAGAGCUCAGGUGCCAGUGAGAAGCCCAGAUAGAAGAUCCCCAGGAGGAUUGUAUUACCUUUCUUACUUAGAUCGGGAUAUGCUCCUUGGGCGAGCUGUUGGAGGUGGGGGUGUUUUUGUUUUCACUCGAUCUCAGCCUUUAACAUGAUGACAAUUGUGCUUUCUUCUCUCAACCAAAGUAUUGGAAAAGGCUAAAUAUUAACCACCGCUUCAGAAGCUAUAGAUAUCAAUCCAAAUAUGAUUCAAGUUACAAGGUAUAAUUAGAAUUUGCACCUGCAAACCACUUUCUUAUCUUGUUGGUGCAAUUUUAUGUAAAUUCUUCCUCUACAUUUUGUAGCAGGCCUUCUUUCGUUGCAAAUGUAUAAUUUUGAUGAAAAUUUCCUUGGCCCCAUCUGGUUUGGUUGUGGUGCUCUUUGAAAACAAUAAUAAAAAUUGAAAGAUUGUUUUUGUGUUUAUUAUCUCUCUGUGAUUGACACACGUGUGUGUGUGUGUGUGUGUGUGUGUGUGUGUGUGUGUGUAGGUUAAUUCAAUUAAAAAAUUAUAAAGAUUGCAACAGAGAGAUUAAGCAGAAAUGAUGAGAGAUUAUAGUUAGUCAUAAUGAGAAGCUGCAUCUAUGUUUCCUUGUAGGCCACGGCUUUCAUUAUGAAAGUAUUAGGGCUUGAGCUUGAUCUUCUUUAGUAAAUUGGGAUAAUUUGGUGAUCUCUAUUCUGUGGUGUGAUCUGUGUGUCAAUUUUAGAAUGAACCAACUAGAAACUGGCUGGUGGCCUUGUGAUAUUCUAGUUCUGAAUUUGUAAUCAUGAUUUUGAAUAGAGCUCGAUCUUCUCUAGUAAAUUGGGAUAAUUUAGUUAUCUCUGUUUUGUGGGGUGGUUUGUGCGUUAGUUUUAGAAUGAACUAAGUAGAAACUGGUGGCCUUGUGAUGCUCUGGUUCUGAUUUUGGAAUCAUGAUUCUGAAUAGGGAGAUGAACUAAAUAGUUCUGCAUUGAAGAGGGAAAAAGAAGAACUUGUGCUUAAAUGUAUAAUUUGGUUUUGAAUAUGUGAGGCAUCUUUUAUAGGAUAAAACUAUGAGAUCUGGCAUGGGACAAGACAAAACAGACAAUGCCUCAUAUAGGUUGGAUCAGACCAUUACAAAUACACUGAGGCAUCUUUUAUAGGAUAAAACUAUGAGAUCUGGCAUGGGACGAGACAAAACAGACAAUGCCUCAUAUAGGUUGGAUCAGAUCAUUACAAAUACACUUUUAUACUCGUCGAGAAUAUCCUAAUACACACAUUACAAAAUAUUUAAAACACCAUAAAUAUAAUUUACGAGAUAUAGAUACAUAAAAUAUGUUUAAACAUUGAAUAUAUGUAUAUAUAUAUAUAUCGAUCUUAGACAAACAUAACUGUUUGUAUUAUCCAUUUAAAUGUAGGGAGUGUUACUGAGUAAUGUUGAAUAAAUCUUAAAUCAUAAAGAUGAGACUCUCACCUUCUGCUUAAAUAUAUGAUCUUAGACAAACAUAACUGUCUGUAUUAUACAUUUGAAUGUAGGAAGUUUAAUUGAAUAAUGUUGUAUAAAUCUUAAAUCAUCAAGAUGAGAGUUUCACCUUGUGCGUAAGUAUGAAAGUUAAGGUGAAUGGCUGAAGAACAAGAAAUUCAGGCACUGAUAGAAGCUCUCAAGUUCAGAUUAAAUGUUUUCAAACAGGCACAAAGUACAAGGCCAGGACAAGCCGAGAUUGGCGAAUGCAACAAAUGCAUUGAACACAUCCACAGGACAUUCUUAUCUCUUAUUUUUGAUGAAUUUAGAGCUCAUUGACAUCAUGGCAAUUGUUCCUUGCAGCUGGUUUCUGGUGGUGGUGGUGGAGGUGGUGGUUGCAGUGGUGGUGGAGAAGGGAAUCUUGGUAAGUUUCCAGUAGGAGGUGGUGGUUGCUGCCCACGUGAUCUCCUAAGGCUGGAUUUGAAACCUCCAAUAACUAGUUGAUCAAGAGGCACUGGCUUCUGGUAAGUAGUAAGAGGAGGACCAACUCUUGCACAAAUACUAGGAGCCAUUGCCAUAACAAGCACAAAAAGCAGAGCAAGCAGCAGCCUCGUUGAUGAUCCUCCCAUCAUCUUGAUUGUGGUGGUGGUAGUGCUGUUGCUGGUGGUGGCGGCGGAGAAGGGAGUGGAUGGAAGUUCCUCAUCAAGUUUCCAGUAGGAGGUGGUGGUGGCGACAUUGACCUUAAACUUGCAGCAACCAUUUGAUCUGGAUGCAGUGGCUUCUGGUAACUUGCAAAUGGAGGACCAACUCUUGCACAAAAAAUAGGAACCAUUGCAACUGUUAUCACAAGUAGGUGAAGCAGCAGCUUUGAUGUUGAUGAUCCUCCCAUCAGAUCAUUGAAUCAUCAAGAGAAAAGGAGGACUCGAUCUUACCUUCAAGAAAUCUGCCUACUGAUGCAAACAUUCUAGUACAUGUUAGCCAUUGAUGAAAGUUACAUAAAGUUAAGUACAUCAAAGGCAUCAACAAGAUACUUAUUUCUUAUUUCUUACUUAUCAUCUUUAGCUUGAUGGUGGUGGUAGUGGUGGUGGUGGUGGAGAAGGGAGCACAUGGAAGUUUUUGCCCAAGUUUCUAGUAGGAGUUGGUGGUGGUGGCAUUGACCUUAAACUUGCAGCAAACAGUUGAUUUGGAUGCAGUGGCUUCUGAUAACUUGGAAAUGGAGGACAAACUCUUGCACAAACACUAGGAGCCAUUGCCAUUGUCAUUGCCAGCACAAGAAGUAGCUGAAACAGAAGCUUUGAUGUUGAUGAUCCUCCCAUUCUGUGAUGUCUUUCUUCCUCUUCCCUCUACUUCUCCAUUGAUAAUAUUCUAUACUUUACACAGCUCAUUGGAUUAGGUUGAGGAUGGCCCCUCCUUUGUAGAUAUAUAUGAGUCUUCCAUUUGUCCUAUUGUUCUGCAAAAUUAGAUUUGGAUUUAAUAUUAGUAGAAUGUUAUUACAAGCUAGAAAUUACUUAAGGAAAUGAUUUGAAUUAAUUCAGGUUUAAUUCAAGCUUGGGUCUGUAUAAUUGAACUAGUGUCUUUGGUCUGUAUCUGGAUCUAUAUAAAUUGAGCCGGAUUGACCCGUUCAUAGCA
Dioscorea cayenensis subsp. rotundata (Guinea yam) is the source of this 3764-nucleotide messenger RNA. Its product is annotated as probable plastid-lipid-associated protein 10, chloroplastic. NCBI's taxonomy places the organism in Eukaryota, Viridiplantae, Streptophyta, Magnoliopsida, Dioscoreales, Dioscoreaceae. The record is from RefSeq and is a predicted model, not a curated record. The transcript is spliced from 10 exons. Bases 27 to 833 code for a protein of 268 amino acids.